AUGUUGCAGAGGGUGGAUAAAGCCUUCUAUUACAAGCGGACCUCCAUUGGCUUCGCUGUCAGCUUAGCUUUGCUAGUGUUUGCUGAGCGCAGCAGAGCAGACUUGGUAGAAUCUGCACCUAGACCUGGGGCUCCUCUUCCUCCACCCAUUCCUUCUGGCGAAUGUCCCCUGGUCUUCCUGCAGGCAGACAUACAGUAUGCAAAGCAGACUGCAUGCUCCUCAGGCACAGCUACUGCGAGCAGUGUAGGCGCAGCUGUUGCAUCUGCCAACAGCCUAGCUACCACAUGCUGCAGUCAACUGAAGGCUGUCCUUUGGAAGGCACGAGGGCGGUAUGCCAACGAGACUGGACGCCUCCUCCUGCCUCAGGCAUCUGCUGACACUUGUGUCCAGAGUUUGAACAACUCGGUGAUAGCUGCUGGGCUACCUGCUGUUGGCACGUGCCAAAUUGAGAGCGAUGUAUUCUCGGAAGAUGCGGGGAAAGCAUGUGGCGACGAUCUCACGACUGUGUACAAUUUUUGGUCUGCAUCAAAUCGGACUUUUCCAGGAACGGUUGGUAUCAGUUGCUAUGGAGCAAAUGCAGACUGCGGUCUCUGUACCACCCUCAUUCAGAACAAGAUUCUGUCACUAGGCAGCAGCGCCACGGCCUUGCUAGCAUCGACGUCAUGCCAAGAUCUUGCUCAGGUUGCAAUGGCCGCGGCGGCAUACCCCCUCGCCAUCGCAAACGGCAUCGCUCGGUGCCUUUACACCGUGGACAUUGCACCCAUUCCUCAAGCAACCAAGUGCACGUCGUACGAUUGGUCGAGGCAGAACUGGACGUCCAUCGUUCGCAGCUGCGGGCCGGAGAAGUAUCGAGCGGACCGCUGCUGUAAUCUUAUAUACGGACAGUACCAGAUGAUGCUGGCAGCCAGCCUGAACAAGACGAACUACGUGUUGGACCAGGGGCAAUCCGACGUAUGCUUCUCGGAAUUCAAGGCUUCACUCGUCGCGCAAGGCAUUCCCCCCGCCACGCCAGAGCUCUGUCGCGUGACACCCGCAAGCGGUCUCUUGAACAUCGGUUGUUUCAACUACUCCACACUUCAACAAACGAUUCCCACCCGUUACUUCCAUUACUUUGCGGGCAACUGCACGCGUGCGUCGCCCGACAACUGCCGCCACUGCACACAAACUCUCAUCGACGUUGGAACCGAGCUUGCGAACAACACCAGUGUCGAGUACCUGAACUCUUGCCAGCAGCUGGCUGUGCAUCAGUAUUACCGGUGGCUUGGCAGGAUCGACUUACCACCCGAGCCAGCGAAUUGCUACUAUCAAUUUCCCCCGGGGCUGGAGCUCACGAUAGUGCCCUUACCCCCGGGCAAAAGCUCGUCCAAAGUUGGCCUCGUAGCCGGGCUGAGUUCCGCAAGCGCGGCUGUGCUUCUUGCGGUACUAGCGGGUGUUGCCUUCUUCCUGUGGAGGCGUUAUCCUCUGUACAAGGCCGAGUGGGACGCCGAGAAGAAGACGCUCGGCCGCUUAUCGUCGCUGCGACAGAGGGUCGUGGGGACGCGGUUGCAAGUGUUCACGAAGAAGCAGCUGAGUAAAGCGACCCAGGACUUCAGCGAGAGCCGUUUGGUGGGCGUUGGGGGUUCGGGAAAAGUGUACGUCGGAGAGCUGAACGGGGAAGUAGUUGCGGUGAAGGACGCCACGUUUGGGUCCAACAAAAAUGGAGCCAAGGAAGCAUGGAACGAGGUCGCAACUCUGGCCCAGUACCGGCACCGUCAUCUGGUGGUCCUUAAGGGCUGCUGCAUCUCCGGAACGCACUCCUUCCUGGUCUACGAGUUUCUGGAGCAAGGCAGCGUCGACGACCACCUGUGCCCGGUGGGGGUAGUCCCGGUUGGCCGCCCCGCUGAGCACAGUGUGCGCGCGCACUACUUGGACUGGCCCACGCGCGAGAAGAUCGCCCUGGGGACGGCCAAGGGGCUGGCCUACCUGCACGAGUGUAAGCCGCGGUGUAUUCACCGAGACGUGAAGCUGAGCAACAUCUUGCUGACCAACGAAUUUGAAGCCAAGUUGGCCGACUUCGGACUUGCAAGGCGUACAGACCCGCAUGACACGCACGUCACCACAGCGAUCGCCGGCACGUGGGGCUACUUAAGCCCCGAGUACAUGGCCACCGGGAAGCUCACCGAGAAGAGUGACGUGUACAGCUUCGGGGUGGUGCUGCUCUGCCUCGCGGCCGGGAGAAGGCCCACUCAACCCAACGGACCAGAGGACCAGAUCCACCUACCGGAAUGGGCGUGGUCCCUUGCGGAACGGAACGAGCUCGAGCAACUGAUCGACCCGCGGCUCGAAGGGGAGCAACGGGAGUACGCGGCGAACAUGGAGCGCACGACCAAGAUUGCUCUGCUGUGCGUCCACACGGCGGCCAGCGUCCGGCCCAGCAUGCGGCAGUGCGCGGACAUGCUCUUGGGGCGGAUGGAGGUGCCCCGGCUUCCGAGGCGCCCCCCGACCCUCUAUACAAUCUCCUCGUUGGCGUCGUCCGAUCCUGAUAGUUCAGCGGGGCUUUCCUUGGGGCAACAGAGCUCGAGCCUGAGCACUGGGGGCGCCGGAGGGUUCUCCACUUCAAGCGAUCAUGAUGCGAAAAGCAUCCCUUAG
Messenger RNA from Klebsormidium nitens, 2628 nucleotides. Lineage: Eukaryota; Viridiplantae; Streptophyta; Klebsormidiophyceae; Klebsormidiales; Klebsormidiaceae. The record is from the annotation of a GenBank genome assembly.